UGUUUUAAUGGUACACGCGUUUCAAAUUAUAAUCACAUUCAAAGUUUUUUUCUGUAGAGAACGGUUUUCAAAUUAAAAAAAAUCAAUUUAAAUGAUUUACAAUUCAUUUAAAAACAUUUUGGAGUGAAUUAAUUUUAAAUUUGCAAUAUUAGUUCCCUUCAAAAACACAACACGCCAUGGAGAAUUAUGACUACUCCCUAAACUUCACCGCCUUCCCAAAUUGCAGCACCACAGAGUUCGUCCCAGACCCCAGUUCAGAAGUCUUCAACCCUGCAACCAAAAAAUUUUUUCUUGUCAUCUACAUCAUCCUGUUUAUCAUCUGCCUUGUUGCUAGUCUAUUUCUUUUCUACGCCAUUGCUGUCACGAAGAAGACUACGAUUAAUAUUUUCAUCACAAAUCACAGCAUAGCUGGUUUGGUGAUGGUUUUCAUGUCAUUUCUUUACUAUUCCGUGUCCGUUGAGAGCAGGUGGAACUGGACCGGAGGUUGGCUCGUUUGUAAGACUGGAAACUUCGCACAUUCGAGCCUCUCAAUGGUGAUUUCCUUCAGCAUGGUGGCGAUGAGUGUCUACAAGUGCAAGGCAGUCAUGAACCCCACAAUCGAAUACAAACCAAAUAAGAAGUAUGUUUUACUGAUUUGUCUCAUGACCUGGUGUCUCGCGAUGUUCGUCGCGCAACCGUUCUAUUCUAUGAGUGUAUUCUACAAAAACGAGCAUACGUGUCAAAAUUAUUGCUACCUAGAAGGACCACAUUUUUUAGGCAGCAAAGUUGUCAGCGUGUAUUUGGUUGUUGCAGGCCUGUUUGAGUACUUCAUUCCUGUGGCUGUCCUGGCUAUCACGCACGGCUUGAUGUGGUGGAAACUCAAUCAGGAGAGCAGUGUGGUGGCAGUUGGCGGCGGUUACGACGUGGUUGGCGAGGAAGAUGGUGGAGACGAGCUGAAAGACAGACAGCAAGCCAGAAUGCUAACGACGGCCUCCCUCAUUUACAUCAUCCUCUUCCUCCCCUGGUAUAUCUUAAGCACUAUCGCACUAUUCUUCGUCGACCUAAACAUUAACAUCUUUCUUCACUUCACUACAAUCUCCCACAUGUUCGAAAUAUUUAGCGUCUUUUGUUUUCCGGUGGCCUACUUCAUAAUGGCCCCAAAGUUCAACGAGGUCAUGAAGGGCACGUGGGUUUGGUCGAAGUUUUGCAAAAAUGUCUGAAACAUCGGCUUACUUGUGCUGGCGGUUGCGGGCAAAGAGGGAAAAAUGCUUACAAACUAUAUAAAAAAAGUAAUAAAAAUUAUAAAAAUGAUAACAUUAUUGUGAUUAUUAUCAACAGUAAUAUUAAUAAUUAUUAAUAUUAUCAUCUAGAUAUUAUUAUUACUAUUAUUAUUAUUAUCAUAAUUAUUAUUAUUAUUGCUGUUGUGUGGAUGAUUGAUACAAAUAGAAAUAUAAAUAUAUC
This is a messenger RNA of Helobdella robusta, 1440 nucleotides long. RefSeq lists its product as hypothetical. Gene Ontology annotation, molecular function: G protein-coupled receptor activity; peptide binding. The record is from RefSeq and is a predicted model, not a curated record. Gene Ontology annotation, cellular component: membrane. NCBI's taxonomy places the organism in Eukaryota, Metazoa, Annelida, Clitellata, Rhynchobdellida, Glossiphoniidae. Gene Ontology annotation, biological process: G protein-coupled receptor signaling pathway. Bases 177 to 1199 code for a protein of 340 amino acids. The transcript is spliced from 5 exons.